Blepharisma stoltei is the source of this 5086-nucleotide messenger RNA. NCBI's taxonomy places the organism in Eukaryota, Ciliophora, Heterotrichea, Heterotrichida, Blepharismidae. The record is from the annotation of a GenBank genome assembly.
AUGGAAAAACAAUUGAAACUUAAUAUCCCUCUUUAUACCUUGAGAGAAAGGCUUAAAUUUAUUGAAGAUAAAGGCUCAGCACCAGCUUCGCCAUCACAUACAUCAAGACCGAAAAAAUCUGCAAGUAACUCUACCCUGCCUGAUAUUCAUAAAAGAUCAAGCUCAUCUAAAUUAACCCCAUUAAAAACUGAUGAAACGCAACAAAUAAAUCUCCGAGAUGUUUCUUACAGACUUGAAACGCUAAAAGAAAUCAAAGGAAGAAAUGAUAUCAAUGAAAAUCAAUUGAAACAAAUAAUAUCCGGAAAAGAAUCAGAAAUAAAACUACCAUUGCCUACAAAUUUGAGUGAUCUUGAAAAGGAAGCAGAAAAAGUAAAAGCAAAGCAAGGCAAAACUUUUAAUAGCACUUUUUAGUGACUCUCAAAAAUAAACUAGAGAAUUGCGUUAAAUUGCUUCCGCCUUCUAGGAAGCUGCCCCAAUAAAUAAAAAUAAACUAAAAUUGAGGAAAUGAAUGAUUUUAUGUUGCUUUUACUGUUAAAAAGCUAUCGAUUUUUUAAUAAGAAAGUAUAAAAUGUAUAUAAAUCAAACCACUUUUUCAGUGAAAUUGAAGAAGCAAAAAAGAAGCUUUCAAAAAAUCAAAAGAAAAGAAAAGAAUUUUUUAUUAAAGAAAGCUUGUAUUAUUAUAAAGCACAAUCAGACUGGCUAUUCAACAAAGUCGCUCAAAUCCAUGAAAAUCCUCCAGGUUCUCCUAAAGUCCAUAGCCGAUCUCAUUCUCAAUCUAAACUCGAAGAUAGACCUCUACAAACAGACCGGCCAACCAAAAACCGAGGAGAGCUUGAUCUCGGAGCACCUUCAAGCCGCCUAGUCAAGUAUGAAACCCAUCCCCAAUCCUCAAUGCCAAACUACCUAGUCUUGAUAAUACGAAAUAUAAGAGAUAUUGACUGUUUUCGCUUCUAAUCUAUUAAAACAUGAUUUAUUAUACAUUUACAGAUACUUAUUUAAUAUCUCUAGUAUAUACAAAUCUAUAGAGGAUAUUUUAGUAUUAAAUGAUAAAUUUAAAAUUGAGGUUAGGGUUAUGAUAGGUAUUAUAGCCGAGCUCAGUGAGAGGAAGAUUUCUUGAGAGUCUCCGCUCAAAGAAAAAUGAUCUACACUGAGGUUGGUGUGGAUAGAGAAGUCCAAGAGGUUUGAGGAUGGAAACAGGUUUAACGGAAGGAUGACCUUACUUACCGCUACUUAGAGCUAUCAGUCCAAGUUGAGACCACUGAGAACGGAAUUGCAAGAGUAAUUUUAAACUUGAACUUAAAAUUGUAUUAAAUUUAUAAAAGAUAAUAUGCUUUAUAUGCAAAACAAGCUAGAUAAAUAGAUUAUAUCUUUUAAAACGCGUUGAUUUAGCGCAAUCCAUUAUAUAAUAUGAUGUGUCUAUGAUUGAUAAUUAUAUUUGAAUUUAUAUAUUUGUGUUUAUUUGUUUUCAAGCAGAAUUCGGCAGGAUUCAUGCUUUUAAUAUGGAAAAAAGCAAAAUCCAGCGUAUUUCUUUGUUAACUCUCUUAUUUAUAUUAGUCUAAUUUUUUUACCGUGUAAAAAUUUUGUAAUAUACUAACUUAAGCUACAAAUUAAGCGAGCCAUAGUCAGAGUAAACAGCUAGCCUUUGGCUUGUCUCAGCUAUAAAAUCCAGUAUCUAUAGUACGAAAUAGAGAAAUGAAAUGAUUCCAUUUUUGAUUUCUGGCAUGAACCACCUCCAAGGGAUUAGCUCUCUAUGUUAGAGCCACAGCCUGGAUAGUACUCCAAUGGUCCCAAUAAGACAGAACUAUGUGUUCGGUAAAAUCGGUCAAGCCAUUUGGCAGGGACAGGAAAACCUCGGGGAGAAAUAAAACUAUCUCUUCGGCAAGGCAUCCCAGACUCGAAGGCCUACUUCAACAAGCUGCAGAAGCCCUAUUUUUAUCUUCACGAAAUGCUCCAUAAGAAUUGUGCUUCGGAGUUCAAUUUCCAUCGGUGUCAAAAUAUUAUUUCUCUUCUAUCAUUCCAGGAUAUAAAAAAAAGUAUUUAAUGUUGGAGUAAAUAUGCUAUAAAUCACGUUUUAAUAACUUAAAAGGAAUUAUUGCAAUAUUUCCUAUAUUUUUUAUUAUCAAAAAUAGGUAGUUGAUAUCUAGAGGUUAGGUUUUCAUGCUCCAUAAGCCGCAGAGAAGUAGAACUACUCAGAUAUUGGCUUGAUUGCAUGCUUGAUACUCAAGUAAUCCAAUCAGACAAGCCAAUCGACCAAAGGGUUUCUAUCGCACAAUUAAUUUACACAAUUUGUUUUAAAGAAAUAAUCCGCCAAGUUAGUGUUCACUGCCUUGAAAGAGGCCAACUGAUGGAAAAACUCUGGAAUUCGCAGCUAGAAUUGUACAGUAAAUCUGAUGACAUAAGUCUAAAAAAACUUGAAGAAAUGCAAGAGCAGCACAUAGAAUUCAUAGGAAGAGCUGAAAAAAAUUGAGAAGAGGAAAUAAAGAAAGAGCAAGCAAAAAAUGAAGAAUUACUGAAAGCAAUAAAAAGCAAGGACAAAAAUAUUGAUGAAUUAAAUAACGAAAAAAAAGAAAUGAAGCUGGAAAUUGAAAAAAUAAGAAAAAGAAGUGCGGAUCUUGGAGAAAGCAUAAAUGAGUCGUCAUCUAGAAGAUUUGUUCUUCAAAAAGAUAAGUGUGUUUCUGCAGUUCCUGAUGCUUUUGAUGAAAGUUCACAGACGGAAAACAUUGAUCUUGAAUAUGAAUUAGAAAAAACAAUUCGAAUUAAAAGACCUAAGUCUAUGAAACCAGUCAUUAUGGCAGGAUAUUUUGAUAUGCAGGACCAAUUCCAUGCUCAGCAGCUAUUUAGAAGACAUAGCUCAGGAAGAGUAGAAAGCAUUGAUUUGCCUGAUGAAAUUAUAGCUAUUGUUCCUAAAAAAAAUAAGUCAACUUGAACAGAAGAAAUUGCAGAGGUAGCUGCUGAUGCCACACCUGUAAGGCAUAAUUUUAUUGAUUGAAAAUCAGAAAUACCAAAUACCAAACUUAAUUUCGGAUUGUACGCUAUAAAUAUGGGUACCUUUGGAAUUGACAGAGGAGUGCAAGCCCCAGAAUUCAAAGCAGACUUAAAAAUUUCUAUUAUAAAUGAUAUUGAAAUAAGAAAAAGGUUCAUUCGGAAAAAUACAUCAGAAAAGAAAAAAACCCUCACAAAAGAAGUUUUAGUUACAAAUUUGAAUAAGCUUGAUAAGCACAUAGACAAGCUUGAUAACGCUACACUUAUUACUUCAGUUGCUUCUCAAACUAAUAAUUUUGAUGUUAAAAAAGUCACAAAUGCAACCAAAAAAGCAUCCAAAAUUUUGAGAAAGGAUAGAAAUAUUAUCAAAGAUGUCUAUAAUGCGAUUGAAGACGAACUUGUAGAUACUGUUAUACAUGAAGCUAAGGCAAAGAAAAAAAUAGCAAAUAGGAUUAAUGAGAAACAUAGAGAACAAGAAACCCAUAGUGAAGGAGGAGAAGAUACAGCCAAUAAUAGCAGUACAAAUGAGCAUCAGGAAAUUGAUGAAGCUUUGCCAGCGAAGCUUGUAAAAAAUAUAGGGAAGUUUAAAAAAGUCCUAUCAAAAGUCCUAAUUAAAAAGAAGCCAGCAGAAGCCCUGAUUAAUAAUGACAAAGCAAAAAAAUAUGCCCACAAGCUAAGAAUAAAACUGGACUCAAUGUACUCCCAAAAAACAGAUAGAAUUCAAACUCCAAUAAAAAGCCAUUCCACAACUCCUAUCAGCGUAAGAUCAAAAGAAGGUUCACGCUCCAAGGAUUUAUCUCCUAUCAUAGAAAAAAGCAUCAAAAAGCCCCUCUCGCAGCCAAAAAUCAUUCGAGACCGAAUCAAGCUUGCACCACCUAAAACAUUUUUUGAUGCUUAUGUGCAAACUGAUUUAUCAGGAGACAAUAUCUUUCUUAAAAAUAUGAUGAAAAAAAUGGAAUCAGACGAAGACGAAAUAAAAGAAAUGUCCUUAAAAACCAGCGAAAAAUUCCACUCUAGCAGUCGUAGAAUUAGCAGGAAGUUUCAAGAGGAUAAUUCAGGAUCAUUUACACAAAGCCUUCCAGAACUUAAUGAUGUGAUGCCAGUAAAACCUAAAGCUGCUCCAAAAUAUAUGCCUAAAGUAAACCCGAAACAGCUAUUAAUUGUUGAAGCUUUUUUAUUAGGCCAAGUUCAGCGAAAAAUUCAUUUAACGCACCCAGGGCAGAAAUUAUUGACAAAAAUUAUGGACUCUUUGAGAGAAAAUAAAGUUAAACUGUCAAUGAGCAUAAAGAUCUUAAUGAAAAUUAUUAAUCAGGUGUAUGCAGAGAAAAUAUCGCUUUCUAGAGAAAGUGCUGACCAUAAAAGCCAUGAAGCUUCUAUUGUCCUUUACGAUAUGCUUAUACAUAGAUAUGGGCUUCGCUCAGUAGCUGAAAAUAAAUAUAAACAAGUUGUUCAUGCAACUAUUUCGUAUAGCGAAAAGUUUAUAAGGAUAAAAAAUUUCUAUAAAUUUUUGGGAUUGGAAGGGAAUUUUACCGUUGAAGAUUGGAAUUUUUAUUUAUAUUCUUGUGAGUUUAUGGAAUGCUGCAAUAUAGGUCCUUAUAUUUAUAAUGAAGAUUUUUCUCCUGACCAUUUUUCACCCUAUGACAGGGCUAUUCAUUGUGCAUCAGUAUUUUUUGAAAAGAAAUUAUCUCCCGUCCUAUUUCAAGGGCUUUUAAAUAGAAUCAAUAUGAUUAGGAUUCAAGAAUCGCCUAAAUACUCAGGUAGGGUUGUCAGAGUACUUCAAAGAAACACAGAAAAAGUGAAUACUGACGAAUUUUUAUCACUUUUAUUAGAAUAUUACCAAGUCUUGAAAAACAAAUUAUCUAAAGCUCUUUGACCGACAGGAGAAAUCCCUAAUUCGCUUGAACUAGAAGAAUUUUUAGCAUUAAUGAAAGGACUUCCUGAUUCAAGCUUGGUAGAAGAAGAACUAGUUAAAAUUUUCGAGGAUCAUUCUGUUUAUACUAAAGGGAAAAAUGGCGACAUAGUUAAAGCAAUUAUGCACGAAAGUAUUUUGAGCUUUGGAGUUGACAACAGUAUUAUUCCUUUUAAUGAUAUUAAGGCUCCUUAA